Rotaria sp. Silwood2 is the source of this 543-nucleotide messenger RNA. The record is from the annotation of a GenBank genome assembly. NCBI's taxonomy places the organism in Eukaryota, Metazoa, Rotifera, Eurotatoria, Philodinida, Philodinidae.
AUGAAAAUUAAAACUAACCAAAGAUCAAGUAGUUUUAAUGAACAACUACCGAAACAACAACAUUCAAAAAGUAGUCAUACAAAAAGACUUUCAAGACGUAGUAGCGCAGGUGACAUAGAUCAUGCACGUGUCAUUCAUGUACUCGCACAUCCAAUGGCAACAAAAACACUUCCAGUUGAUGAUAUUCGUCCAUCAAUUAUCGAAAACACUAUUCGAUUAGACAAUGCCGAUGAAAAAAUCCGAUUAGCACGUUUAAUGGAUAUGAGUGAUAGCAAAAUACAAGUGAAAACUGCACCACCACGUACUUUACGGACUACAGGUGUGCCUAGACCUUCGCAGAUUGAUACCAUCCAUUUAGCACCAGUCAAUUCAAAACUGAACGUUUCUGCUACUUCUGCUGCCAAUGAUAAGAAAAAUACGCCUAAAACUGCUCAUGUUAAACGCAUAAAGAUGACAAAAAAGAAAACAAACACAACAACUGCUGUUGCCCCACUCAAGUCUCUCAUUGAAGAAGAGAAAAAUGACAGUAGCAACCAUGAGUAG